Didymodactylos carnosus is the source of this 1487-nucleotide messenger RNA. Lineage: Eukaryota; Metazoa; Rotifera; Eurotatoria; Philodinida; Philodinidae. The record is from the annotation of a GenBank genome assembly.
UUUAGUUUUUCAUAUUACCCCAACAUUUCGCUUUCCGAUACUGAAAACCGCACCUUUUUAGCUGCUUCUUAGAAAAAGUUAUCAAAGAAAUGGCCGUGCUUCUUCUUUUUUGAAAUGGAUAGUAGUUUGUAAAAAAAUGAGAAAAUCUAGCGAAUCUGUCCUUAACAGCUGUUUUGCCGUCAGAAUCCUUCGUCUUAAUAAAGCUAUUAGCACCAAAAGAAAAGUCAAUGUGUAAUAUAUUAUUGUCUCAAUGUAAAACUGAUGCAGCUAUAUGUAAUUUCGUUGUUUAUUUAAAUAAUUAUUUAAAUAAACAACGAAAUUACAUAUAGCUGCAUCAAUUAUUACAUUGAUUCAAAAAUGGUUGCCCUUAAGUACUAUUAAUAUUGACAUUAUUGUCUAUUUCUAUAUGAACUCUAAUAGGAUGUGGGAUCACCGAUCGAGUUGGAACGUAUCUUGGAGAAAUUUGCAACCAUAAAAAGCUCUCAGUUCUUAAUUUAAGUGGAAAUGACUUAGAAGAGAAAGCCCUUAUCGAUAUUGGAACAUCGCUUACUACCAACUAUAAUCUUACGAAACUGAAUCUAAGCUGGAAUAAAAUUAGAGGCAAAGGUUCUGUAGCAUUACUACGAGCAUUUGAAGUUAAUACCGGUGUAAAAGAUCUUAAUUUAUCAUGGAAUGGUCUCGGUUACGAUGGAUGUGUGGCUCUUCGACGAAUUUUUAGAAUUAAUGGGACAAUAACACGUAUAGAUAUAACUAAUAAUAAUAUUGAAUGGAAAGGGGCUAAACUUAUUGCUCAAGGUUUAGCUAAAAAUUCAACAUUAGAAACCUUACUGCUUGCUUUUAAUCCAUUGACGACACAUGGUGUUCAUUCCAUUAUUCGGGCUGUAAACUCAAAAGAAUGUACACUAUCUUUGUUAAAUUUAUCUGGUCUCAACGUCUAUUCUCAAACUGUUCGACUGGCAGAAAAAAUAGCCAUGCGUCGACGAUUCGUACUGAAAUAUGAUUUUGAAGUUGACGUACACGAUACUUAUGGAACAGGCAAUCCCACACUAAAACCCGAUUCACUUCGAAAAAUCAUUAAUCAUAUUGAUAAUCGAAAUUGGCGAACAAUAGAAUAUUUUCGAAUUAUGGAUAAACCAAAACAAAAUAAAAUUGACAAUGAAAAUAUACCAACUAAUAUAAUGAAAACUGGUGUUCAAUUAAAAAGUUACGAAAUACGCGAUGUAACGAGACGAUUUACGGAGCAUAUAGUCGAAGAACUGACUUAUAAGGAUCUUAAUAAAAUUCUCAAUAAACAAAAACUACAAGAACGAAUAGAACGAAACAAACACGAAAAUAUGAAAAAAGCCUUAAAAAGGAAAAAUUUGAAAAUUUUACAAAGUGCAAAUGAACAUUUUCCAGAGAUUCCAAUUAGUAAGUUAAACAAACAAGAACAACACGCAGAAGCAAUUAAACGAUUGGCCAUACCAAAAACAUACCAUAAUGACUGA